UAGAGAAAAACGAAAAAAAAACCUAAUUUCUUCUCGUCUUUUAUUUUCUGGACUUCAUCCGAGAGCGAUGGCAUUUGUCCUCAUAAAGCAGGCUGCGAUGCUCCAGAUCUACCUCUUGACUUUUGUGGCCGCAGUCCAAGUCCACGGCCGGCUGCUGCCAGGCUCAUGCAACUUUGAAUCCAACACCUGCGGAUAUACGUCAGACGCAGACUUUACAAGCUGGGCCCUGCACAGAGACGGACACUUUGUUUCCGUGGACGCCGUGGGCGAUGAAAUGGAGGGCAGCUCGGGUUCAGGCAUCGAACCAAAGAAAGAAGUCACGGGAAUCCUGGUGAGUCCGGUUCUGGAACACGAUGAGUGGAGCUGCGUGAGGCUCGUCUAUCAGAUCGCAGAAUCGGGACACCUGGAGGUCCUGCAGCGAAGCGAACGAAGAAGCUUCGACAAGCCUCUGUGGAGCAGCCAGGCGCCAUCUGACAGCUGGGUCAUCGCGAGUGUGGACCUGCAGAACUCCUCCGAACCUUUCCGGAUCGUGAUCAACGGCAGAGCGGGACCCGGCGCAGGGAGCAGUGUGUCCAUCUUUGAGAUCCACAUCAGCCCAGGAUACUGCCUGGAAUGUGAUUUUGAGGAGGCUCACCUGUGUGGCUACAACAACCAGUGGAACGUUAAUGUAAACUGGUACGUGGGAGGCGGUGGAGUCCAGCUGGUUCACAACAACAUGCCAAAUGAUCACACAUACCACAACAAGACAGGCCACUUCAUGUACGUCGACUCCAGCUACGCCAAGACGUUCAAGGAGGUCGCCAAACUCGUCUCUCCCAUGGUGACGAUGCCGAUGACCGGCUGCCUGAGCUUUCAGUACCAGCGCAGCGAGGAGAGAGGAAACCUGUUCUCCGUUUUCACCCGGAACCGCCUGGGCCAGUACCAGGAGCUGUGGCGGGCGGAGACAGAGAACCGGGUCGACUUGAGCAGGGCUCCAGGAGAGUGGAUACCUGUGCAGGUGGACCUCAAGGCACCAUACUCGGUGCAGGUGGUUUUUGAAGUGGGCUUUAACAGCGCCAGAGGCGGACACAUUGCUCUUGACGACAUUUCCUUUUCUCCAGAGUUCUGCAGCGCAGAGACAGAGCCAUCCUUCGACCCCUCCAUCGCCAGCUGCGAUUUUGAAUCUGGCCUCUGCCUCUACACCCAGGACCGGGCCACCGGAUCGUCAUGGAGGAGAGUGUCGGUGAGGCCCAACACGUUCAGGAAUGGAGACCACACCACAGGAGCAGGGUCCUUCCUGAUGGCUAAUUCCUGGCUGGGCCCACGGUCCGGCUACGUUAGCACCGUGACCAGUCCAACCCUGGCGGGGAACACCAGGUUCUGCCUGAGGUUUUACUUCUCGCUGAGAGGUUUCAACCAGACGGAGCAGGCGUUGGCGGUCUACCUGCUGCAGCAGGGGGGCAAGCGGGAGAAGAUCUGGACUCAGGCGGAAACGUCGAGGGGGAUCUGGAUCCUGGCGGAAGUAACCUUCCAGACGUCACAGGCUGCCAAGAUGGCGUUCGUCAGCACCUGCAGGAGUUUCUGGGACUGCGGCUCCGUGGCGCUGGACGACAUCAGCCUGAACCUCGGAGACUGCGAGCUGACUGGUUUCCUGUCUGCGGUGCCUCCUGGACACUGUGACUUUGAGGCCGGGCUCUGUGGAUACACUCAGGAUAAAGACAGGGAUUCUGCUGACUGGCAGCAGAGGAGGGGAUCCACCCCGACUUCAUACACGGGGCCCAGAGGGGACCACACCACAGGUCUAGGAAACUACCUGUACAUCGAGGCAUCGCCCAUGCUGCCGGGCCAGAACGCGCGGCUGCUGUCCCGACCCGUACGGGGGACCAGGGGGCCUCAGUGCCUCCGCUUCUACUACCACAUGUACGGCUCUGGAACGGGCAAGCUGCGGGUGGUGGCCGACAGCGGCGGGGAGGAAAAGCUGCUGUGGCAGCAGAGCGGCGAGCAGAGCAUCGCCUGGCUGAGAGCCCAAGUGGAGUACUGGAGCCAGCGUCAGCAUCAGAUUGUGUUUGAAGCGACCCGGGGUUCAUCAGUAAGGAGUGACAUUGCAAUAGAUGACAUCAUGUUGGACAGUGGACCGUGCCCAGAGACGGAGGCUGGAGCCGCUGUGGUGAACUCCAACGAGAUUGAGUAGAAAAAGGCGAAUUUCUGCAGUAGGAUGCAUGAAGCGCUCCAUUUUACCCACCUUUUAUUUUUGCACAUUAGACAACCCAAAGCGCCGUUGACUCCUACAUGUCAGGCGGGACGUGUGGAUUUAAAGAAACUCUCGUAGUUCAGUUUUCCGUGGGGCAACAUGUCAGUUAUGUCAGGCUUUCUCUCUGCACUGUAGCAACAGAGGGUGUUAAACUGUGUUCUCUUUCACACUUAUAUGCAUUAGAUUAAUGCUCGUUGCUUAAAUAAACCCCAGAAUGUUGUUCAAGA
Molecule: messenger RNA, 2457 nt
Organism: Fundulus heteroclitus (mummichog)
Lineage: Eukaryota; Metazoa; Chordata; Actinopteri; Cyprinodontiformes; Fundulidae
Gene: mamdc2b
Product: MAM domain containing 2b
Exons: 15
Coding region: 68-2170 (700 amino acids)
Cellular component (GO): membrane
Source: RefSeq, a predicted model, not a curated record